Molecule: messenger RNA, 1476 nt
Organism: Schistosoma bovis
Lineage: Eukaryota; Metazoa; Platyhelminthes; Trematoda; Strigeidida; Schistosomatidae
Source: the annotation of a GenBank genome assembly
AUGAACAGUAAUGUUAUUAAACGUGCAAAAUCUAAUGAAAUCUGGUCUAUUCUUGCAUUUCGGUUAAUGUUAUUCUUAUAUUUUCGACGACCCGGUAUAUCAUACUUAUUCCAUUCAGAUGUGAUCCGACAACUAGUUUGUUAUCCAUGUCCUCUGUUAAAUAAAUCUUCAAAUGUAUAUUCGUUGACUGAAAAAUUUGGACUCGGAAAUUUGAAAAACUGUAAUUUCGCUCAACCAGAAGUUGAUCGCAUUGGUCCAAUUAUCCUGGUCAGUUUAACGUCAUCGAAUAUGUCGAUUAUGAACACUGCACAAUUAGCUUGUAAAGCUUUAAUUACUCAGCAUGCAAGAACUUGUUUACGUUUAUUACCGAUUAUAUGUAGUUUAAGUGAAGGACGACUUAAUAUGACAUGGAGACAGUUUAUGAAUAAACGUUAUCAAUUAUUAUUUUCCAAUUUACUUCACAUCUUAGAAAUAUUAUCGACUACAUCAGUUGACUGUUCAGCAGAAACUCUACUUGGUGUUUACGCAAGUAAUGGUUGUUUAUCAUCUGUAGAAAAUAGUGCUUUAUUCAGUAGAGAAGUGUUGCCAUACAGUAAAUAUAUGGAACGCAUUUUAUCGAAUUUGGUUGGAGUUCUAGCCUGCUUUCGUGGACAUACUCGUCAUCUUAGCGGGUUUCCAAAACGUCUGGCUAGAAUUCUUCAGUUUCAUUUACGAUUCACCCCAUGGAGUGUGAAUGUUAACGAAACUUUUAAUUUGUUUAAAGAAGAUGAAAGUAUUAAUGACAAUCUUGAUGUACUUGCUGAACAAUUUGAAGAAUUUGUCCCUAUUUCUACGAUGUUAACUCAAAUUAAUGAAUCAUAUGGUGAAAAGUAUCGUUAUUCCUCUUCCAUUCUUUCAGUUAUCUCAAAAUGUCGUGGACAGAUAAGUAAACAAUGGAAUUUAGCUGUAAUGCAACCAUUCAUUUAUCAUCUCAGAAAUAGUGUUCAUCCUCAGAUGCUUAACAACUUGUUAAAUGAAUUAGAAAUCGCUUCAAAACGGAAAGUUGUUCUUUUGUUAUAUUUCAAACAUGAAUUAGAAUCACUUAUUGGUCAUUCUUGUGAAACUGUGGCUAGUCUUGCUGUAACUCUUCUAUUACGGUUAUUACACCACUUUCCUCAUUUGGCUCAUGAAACUGUUGCCAAAACAAUCAUACCUUAUCUUUGUACGCGAUCGAAUAAACCUGAUCAUUUUACCCUGCCUUUAUUAUCGAUGUUGCCGGAUGCUAUAAUGCUUGCUCCAUGUUCAGCGUCUACUCUUAUGCAGUUAUGUGCAGAACAUAUUUUGUUGGGUGUACCAAAUGAGUUCACUUAUUCGGCUGUUGAUUAUUAUGAAGUUAGUAUGCGUCGUUUAACACUAGAUGGAUUUGAUGGUGCAUGUAUAGAACACGCAAGCUCAGCAUUGACAGCCAGUUCUGGUUUUAUUAGGGCAUCAUUAUAA